AGUAAUAAAAAGAGUAUUAUUCAUUCCUUCAAUUAUCAAUCUUUCUCCAGAUUUCAGUUUGCUCAUCUUUUCUUUUUCAACAAGUGGUAUCGGAGCCAUUCAUUUGUGAGAGAUCACAUAUUAUAGCUGUGUGAGAAUUCUUGUUGUCAACAAAAUGACGGACCUACAAGUUGUCAAUGGUAUGAAGAAGCUCAACAAUAACAAUUAUAAUAUGUGGUCAACGUGCAUGAUGUCUUACAUGCAAGGGCAAGACCUGUGGGAGAUAGUCAACGGUAAUGAGGUGGUUCAACCCAUUGAGGAUGCAAAUGGAUCCUUACGGAAAUGGAAGAUCAAGGCAGGAAAAGCAUUGUUUGCCUUGAAAACAACAGUUGAAGAAGAGAUCCUUGAGCACAUCAGAGAUGCUGGAACACCAAACGAAGCUUGGGUUUCACUAGCCAGGUUAUUUUCAAAGAAGAAUAAUUCCAAGCUCCAACUUUUGGAGAGUGAGUUACUCUCUGUUUCACAACGUGAAAUGACGGUUGCACAGUUUUUUCACAAGGUGAAAACGCUGUGUCGGGAGAUUUCUGAGUUAGAUCCAGAAGCCGCCAUCAAAGAUGCCAGGAUAAGAUGCAUCAUCAUCCAUGGUCUCAAACCUGAAUAUAGAGGUUUUGUUGCUGCUAUACAAGGAUGGCCAGAACAACCAUCACUUGUUGAAUUUGAAAAUCUGUUAGCUGAUCAAGAGGCGUUAGCUAAACAGAUGGGAGGAGUCUCGCUAAAGAAAGAAGAAGAGGCACUCUACGUUAACAGAGGAAGACAUAAUUCAAAGCAGCAUACUGGUGGAUCUAAGAAAAGUGAUGAAGAGACGAGGGACCGUCAAAAUGAAAGGAAAAGUCGUGGAGGUGGAGCUUGGAAAAAUCAAAAACAAGGAAGAAAGUUUGAAGGAAUGUGUUUUAAUUGCAACAAAAAGAGACACAUGGCAAAAGACUGUUGGUCAAAGAAGAAGACUGUAGAAGGCAAUACCGCCACUUCUACAGUAGAGGAAGAGUGGGAUGCUGAGGCAUUCUUUGCUGCCGAUGAAGCUGAGGUGGCAUUGUCUGCCACAACAAACAAAGAAGUCCUCCCUGAUUCAGGCAACUUCAAAGAGUUAUUUGAGUCCCCGGUUUAUCUAGAUCUAAAGGCAGGGGAGAUUGAAGAAGAGAGUGGAUCUAGCGAAGCUGAUGGAAAUCAGAAUUCUAGGCAAAGAGCCUCUCCCAGUACUCAAGAAGUAGAGCGACAGCGGCUCCUCCGAAAGAAGAAGCAGCGGCGCGACCGGAUCGUGUGGGGUAUCGUUGCCUAUGUCCUACUCCAUCUCGCCUUGGCCCCCGUACUUUACGUUUUCGUACUCAAGGCCAAGCAUCCCGCGCUCCGCCUCAAGUCCGCCACGUUCGUCGGGGACCGCGACGCUGCAAACUCCUCGUUCAGUCUGACACUGAACGCGGUGCUUGCAGUGAAGAACCCUAACUUUGGGUGGUACAAGUACCAAAACGGUUCGGUUUGGUUUUCCUACGGGGGCCGUCCCGUCGGGAACGGCUCCGUGCCGGCGGGGAAGGUUGGGUUUAGGUCCCGUAAGACGGUCGAAGGCAUUGUCGUGGAGGUGCGGCUCGGGAGCGAUCUCCGCUCCCGGAACUUCACGUUGAACGUCGGGGGAAAGUUGGAGGGGAGAGUGAGGACACUGAUGAUGAAGCAGCUAGCAGACAUUCUUACCAAACCGCUUCCGCCAGUUCCUUUUGAGUACUUAUGUUCCAAGCUGCCCCUCGUCUCCGUUGAUCAGCUUGCGGGGGGAUAUUAGGAAGUAUAAUUAAAUUAGGAUACUUCUUUCCUUUCCUACUAGGAUUAUUCUUUCCUUUCCUACUUGUACUUUGAUUACUCUUGUAUUCCCUAUAUAUAGGGUCAUAUCUCUCAAUAUUCAAUAAGACAAGUUAUUAUCAAAUUGUAUCAAUUUGAAUAAUAAAAGAUCAUUAUUGUU
Messenger RNA from Cuscuta campestris, 1984 nucleotides. The record is from the annotation of a GenBank genome assembly. NCBI's taxonomy places the organism in Eukaryota, Viridiplantae, Streptophyta, Magnoliopsida, Solanales, Convolvulaceae.